Molecule: messenger RNA, 2172 nt
Organism: Amoebophrya sp. A25
Lineage: Eukaryota; Dinophyceae; Syndiniales; Amoebophryaceae
Source: the annotation of a GenBank genome assembly
ACAAGCCAAACAGCGAAAGACGUGGAGACUCUUCAGUCAGUCAUCCGACCAAUAUGGGACUCUCAAAAGUGUCCUGAUCAUAUGGCAGGAGCGAGAGGACAGGUAUUCCUACGCCUGUUGUGGAUCUGUCCUAGAAGUACUCACUGAAGAGAUUUGAGAAACAAUCCUCGAGUAUAAUAAAUAUGUACACUCCUCCUGAUUACAAUAUCGGUUUUGCACAACGACCUUGUUCCCACUUCAGCGCAAGAGUAUCGAAGGCCGCUUGGCUACUAAGUUGGGAGGAAGUUACGUUCCGCAAUGCGUUUAUGGUAUGGCCUUGUCCGAACGCGCUCUCUACGUCGCGAGCGGGCUCACUGUGAAGAAGUUUGACACAGUGAAUAGCCGCUUCAUCGGCGAGUAUCAAGGUCAUCGAGACUACGUGGUUGACGUUGCGGUCAGCUGUGGAAAAAUGGCGACGGUGAGCGACGAUAUGACUGCUAUCUGUACCGAUGUAGACGAAAGUGGGAAUAGCAGUGGGCCGGCGUCUCUGGCGCUAGAAGGACAGGAAAAUUACAGGACAAUCUUCGCAUGCAAAUUCUCGAAGUGUGGACAGUAUAAAUAUGUUUCUUAACCCUACUUUGUCUUUGUUGAGGCGAGCAAGCUAGGCGGAUGUUGAUGACCCUUUUGAAAAAUUCGAACAUCACCGUUUGUGUUGAUUUUCAUCUUCUAAGUCCCUUUCAACAUGAUCAAUAUAAUUACAGGUAUCUCUAUGUUGUCCUGGCGCACGUGAUCAAGAAGUGGUGCAUGCGGGAUCUGAGUUAUGAUUGAAAAGUAAGCAUUUUUCUCCUUGUCCGGUCGUGUCCGUGUCCAUGAAUCGAUGUCGAUCUAUUGAAAGCAGUGUUAGUAAUUUCCCUGCUAACUACUAACUACUUUUUCUUCUUCUCUUUAUAUUACUGGCAAUAAAGCUAAUUCUUUUCCUUGCUCCUCAAUAAAUGAUCGCAGGCUAGUCCUUAUACAUCAUUUUUGUCCUUCCUCUCGUCUCCUAGUACGGUGCCCUUCAUACUCCCUGCGUGCGAAAGUUCGACGCGCCACGCAAUAGCCGGAUGAUCAAUUGUGCGCCGACUGACUGCGGAAGGUACCUAUACGUUGCGCUUUCAUCUUCAGGCAUAGUCCGAUUUGACACCACGACUGGGGAUUGCAGUGGCCGCCUCCCCUUGCAAUAUCGCGGUGUAAUCAACACGAUUGCGAUAGGAACAUGAUCAUAGAAUGACUCGGUAGAAUGAUGUGAUUAUGAGUAGUUGUAAUGAUCAUAAUAUAAAUAUAAUAUUUUUCAGGAAUUGUACCUACUAACUUGUCCAUCUUCCGUCUAUUUCUUUUACAUUACACUUCGUGUCCAAGUCCAUGACUACUUAUGUAUAGACUGAGUUUUUUCUUGUGACCUCUCGGCAGUGUAUCGAGAACAAAAAUACGUGAGAAUUACUUACAAUAGCAAUACUAAAUAUGUAGUCCUCCCUGUCGUGGUGCUCCUUGGGGACUAUUUAUGAAAGGAUAGACACGUGACGACCGUUGUACUACUAGUGGGAAAAUCCCACGAUGGCCGAUGUCUACACUAGUAAGUAUGAGAUUUUUCGUUACGGUAUAGUACGAGCACUUCUACAUCUACCGUUUGUACUAGCAGAACGUUUAUUUUACACUUGUAUCGAACAAUCAAUUUGAUAGGUACAACAUGUUCGUGAUUACAUGUUGAUUUGCAUUGAAGAUGAUUUUCUUUGUAAGUAGAUAAACCAACAAUGACUUACUACACUUAAUAAAUAUGUACCGAGGAUAGAUGGUACAACAAACGUUGAACAGAAUUCAAGUUAUCCUAAAAGGGCAUGAAAAUAGCUUGCCCUACCACUUCGAGAAGAUGACCUCGCGAGUAGUUAAUAUAGUUUUCCUCACUUCUCAUUUCCGUGGUCCUCAUUACGAUAAAGAUAUUAAUGUUGAGUCGUAAGUAAUCGUAUUCCUCGUAGAUAAUGAUGAGUCGUAAUCGUAUCAACAAGGGCCCAACAGCCUGGAUUUGCCUUAGGCCCCUGCUCCACCAGGACCAGGCGAUCGCUUCUUACUUGGUCUGUAAUCGGGUUUUUUCUUAGUGCGUGAAUCGGGCGAAAAUCAUCGUGACGAGUGAUAGUGUUUAAUUUGUCUAAACACAUC